This is a messenger RNA of Sparassis crispa, 903 nucleotides long. RefSeq lists its product as hypothetical. The transcript is spliced from 3 exons. Lineage: Eukaryota; Fungi; Basidiomycota; Agaricomycetes; Polyporales; Sparassidaceae. The record is from RefSeq and is a predicted model, not a curated record. The coding region runs from base 1 to 903 and encodes 300 amino acids.
AUGACGCCCAAAGUUUGGGUGAUCACUGGUGCGAAUUCAGGCAUAGGUCUCGCCCUCGCUCAGCAUGUCCUCUCGCAAGGCGACAGGGUCAUCGCUACAGUCAGGUCGAAGGCCAAAGUUACUGACAGCUUGAAAGGCGCUGAGUCGCUUGUCCUUGACCUGAACGGUCCAGACUCGGAGAUCCGCAAGGCUGGCGAAGCGGCCCUGAAGAUAUACGGCCACGUGGACGUCCUUGUCAACAACGCGGGAUUUGGCGUCAUCGGCCCAGUGGAAGAGCUAGAUAUAGAUGACGUACGGAAGCAAUUCCAGACGAACGUCUUCGGCGCCAUCGCCUUCACGCAGGCAUUCCUCCCCCACUUUCGCGAGCGCAGAUCAGGACACAUCCUGAAUGUAACGUCCGUCGGUGCUUUCUGUAACCGCCCUCACUGGGGUGCCUACGCAGCCUCGAAAGCCGCAUUCGACGCGUUCUCUGAGUCUCUCAGCUACGAGGUCGAGCCGUACAAUGUCCGCGUCCUCGUCAUCAUGCCCGGCUACUUCUCCACCAGGUUCUUCGGAGCGUCUCCUUCUGUCGGGAAGCUCUCGACAGUCUACACCGCUCCCGAGCAGGGGUACAACUCUCUCGAAGUUACCCCGAAGAAGCAUGUGGAAAGCAAGCAGAUCGGCGACCCGGAGAAGCUGGCGCAGCGGGUAUAUGAGGUCGUCCACGAGACCGGGAUGGCGAAGGGGCUCAUGGAAAGCCAAGGCGGGAAGAGGGGUUGGAUGCGCGUGCUGUUGGGUCCUGACGGUGGCGAGCGCAUUUUUGCCAAGCUUGAUGCAGUGAAGGAGAAUGUGGAGGUAUUUGAGAAAAUCUGGAGGUCGACUGAUGUGGAACCAGAGCGACUGAAGUUCUACCCCGAUGGCUAA